Messenger RNA from Orcinus orca (killer whale), 2441 nucleotides. It is a transcript of the gene PCSK2, whose product is annotated as proprotein convertase subtilisin/kexin type 2. Gene Ontology annotation, cellular component: trans-Golgi network; Golgi membrane. Lineage: Eukaryota; Metazoa; Chordata; Mammalia; Artiodactyla; Delphinidae. The coding region runs from base 340 to 2256 and encodes 638 amino acids. The record is from RefSeq and is a predicted model, not a curated record. Gene Ontology annotation, molecular function: serine-type endopeptidase activity. Gene Ontology annotation, biological process: protein processing. The transcript is spliced from 12 exons.
CUGAGGAGGAGCUGAAAAUGCAGAUUUAGCAUCAGGCACAGAUACACUCGCUCUUUCUCUGAGAUACACACAGCUCUCCACAUUAGCACCUCUGCGAGCAAGCCGGGCUGCCUGACUACACGGCUUCCCCGCCAGCCAGAUGCUAGAGAACACACACUGAUUUGCUCCUUUCCAAACCCCUAAUCAGUGUUUUUCUCUACACAAAGAUUUUUUUAAAACAAGCAACAACAAAAACUAUAUAUUUUUUUUCUUUUUUUUUUUUAUUUGCACCUUCCUUGCGGGACCACUGCUCCGCCAGUCUGCGCGCCUCCUAACACCACUUUUCACUCCCAAAGAAAGAUGAAAGGUGGCUGUGUCUUCCAGUGGAAGGCGGCCGCCGGGCUCCUCUUCUGUGUCAUGGUUUUUGCAUCUGCCGAGAGACCGGUCUUCACGAAUCAUUUUCUUGUGGAGUUGCAUAAAGGAGGAGAGGAAGAAGCUCGCCAAGUUGCAGCAGAACACGGUUUUGGAGUCCGAAAGCUCCCCUUUGCUGAAGGCCUGUAUCAUUUUUAUCACAAUGGCCUGGCAAAGGCCAAGAGGAGACGCAGCCUGCCCCAUCAUCAUCAGCUGGAGAGAGACCCCAGGGUAAAGAGGGCCUUGCAACAGGAAGGGUUCAACCGAAAAAAGCGAGGGUAUAGAGACAUCAACGAGAUCUACAUCAACAUGAACGACCCUCUUUUUACGAAGCAGUGGUAUCUGAUCAAUACCGGGCAAGCUGAUGGUACUCCUGGCCUCGACUUGAAUGUGGCAGAAGCCUGGGAGCUGGGAUACACAGGGAAAGGUGUUACCAUUGGAAUUAUGGACGAUGGGAUCGACUAUCUCCACCCGGACCUGGCCUCAAACUAUAACGCCGAAGCAAGCUACGACUUCAGCAGCAACGACCCCUAUCCUUACCCUCGAUACACAGAUGACUGGUUUAACAGCCAUGGGACCCGAUGUGCCGGGGAAGUUUCUGCAGUCGCCAACAACAACAUCUGCGGGGUCGGAGUGGCCUACGGCUCCAAGGUCGCAGGGAUCCGGAUGCUGGACCAGCCCUUCAUGACGGACAUUAUCGAGGCCUCCUCCAUCAGCCACAUGCCUCAGCUGAUAGACAUUUACAGCGCCAGUUGGGGCCCCACCGACAACGGGAAGACGGUGGAUGGGCCCCGGGAGCUCACACUCCAGGCGAUGGCGGACGGCGUGAACAAGGGCCGAGGGGGCAAAGGCAGCAUCUACGUGUGGGCCUCAGGGGACGGCGGCAGCUACGACGACUGCAACUGCGACGGCUACGCCUCGAGCAUGUGGACCAUCUCCAUCAACUCGGCCAUCAACGACGGCAGGACCGCCCUGUACGAUGAGAGCUGCUCCUCCACCCUGGCCUCCACCUUCAGCAACGGGCGCAAGCGCAACCCCGAGGCCGGAGUGGCAACCACAGAUUUGUACGGCAACUGCACCCUGAGGCAUUCUGGGACAUCCGCAGCUGCUCCGGAGGCAGCUGGAGUGUUUGCACUGGCUUUAGAGGCUAACCUGGGUCUGACCUGGAGAGACAUGCAGCAUCUGACCGUGCUCACCUCCAAACGGAACCAGCUUCACGACGAGGUCCAUCAGUGGCGGAGGAACGGGGUCGGCUUGGAGUUUAAUCACCUCUUUGGCUACGGGGUGCUUGACGCAGGCGCCAUGGUGAAAAUGGCCAAAGACUGGAAAACUGUGCCUGAGAGGUUCCACUGUGUGGGAGGCUCCGUGCAGGACCCUGAGAAAAUACCGCCGACCGGCAAGCUCGUGCUGAAGCUCACCACCGCCGCCUGCGAGGGGAAGGAGAACUUCGUGCGCUACCUGGAGCACGUGCAAGCUGUCGUCACGGUCAACGCGACCAGGCGAGGGGACCUGAACAUCAACAUGACGUCCCCCAUGGGCACCAAGUCCAUCCUGCUGAGCCGGCGGCCACGGGACGACGACGCCAAGGUGGGCUUCGACAAGUGGCCUUUCAUGACCACCCACACCUGGGGGGAAGAUGCCCGGGGGACAUGGACCCUGGAGCUGGGCUUCGUGGGGAGCGUGCCCCAAAAGGGGGUGCUGAAGGAGUGGACACUGAUGCUCCACGGCACGCAGAGCGCCCCGUACAUCGACCAGGUGGUUAGGGAUUACCAGUCCAAGCUGGCCAUGUCCAAGAAGGAGGAGCUGGAGGAAGAGCUGGACGAAGCGGUGGAGAGAAGCCUGAAGAGCAUCCUGGGCGAGAACUAGCCCCUCGGCGCCCGCUCCCUGCUGCCGGCCCGCCGCCCCAGCCGGGCAUCUAGCGGUUAACCUCCCCCCACACAAGCGACUCCAACUUCUUGCUCCGAAGCUUUGCUCACUGUCAGUGGUUAUUUUCAUUACCAUGGAAGCAACCUUUUUUAUUCUGUGCCCCAAAUACAGUGUUCCCACCAACA